AUGCUCAGCAACAGAGAUAGCACCGCCCUUCAGAAAACCUAUGAUUCAAGUUACCUAAGUUGUUCAACGGCUGUGUAUUAUGAAGGCCAGGGCGAUGAGAGCGAGGCUACUCGACAUUGGAAGGCCGCACUUCGACGCAUAAAUGAAUACUACGCGUCGACAAGCGCACCAAGAGUCUCCGGAACAUACACCGAUACGGAUGCUGCCUUGAUAGACGCGGUGAAAGAGCUGGAGUUACAAUGCAAAGAAAGAAUUGAUCUCUUGGAGGCGCUGAAGUUGUCCAGGCAAGACGGCGUCGCUUCGCCGUAUCGUGACAAUACCGCACAAGCCACUGGCAGCUCCAGCCAGGUAUCGGGGACCAUAGGGCAAGGCUCUAUCCCUGCGGUAACAUAUUCCGAACUUUCACGUCCUUCGUUCUCGACGAGGAAUUCACUUGAGGCAAUGACGUCAUCUGAAGAAGCGAUUAGGAGGAUCCAUAGCACCCCUGCCGAUUCAACUCAACGAGUUGCCUACUCGCUUCCCACUUCGAGAACCCCAGAUUUGCCUGAUAUGCGAAGCGACAAGGCGGCCCGGGCUCCAAGCCCUGAGAAGCGUACUAUGAGGACUACACUGCGAUCCAAGAAGACCAGCGAUCGAUCAUCUACUCCUCGUAAAUUGAACAGGCCUGCAGCGGACGGGUCAAGCAAGGCCGCGACCAUUGCGUGGAGCACUUCCGGAUCUCGAGACAACUUCUUAAAUCCCUUCUCUACUGAAGGACGGCUAUCAAAAUCAACCCCUACUCCGCGUCAGUCCCUGGAUCGCAACACCCCCGGUUCGCAGAAAUCAACGAUAUCAUAUGACUCGAGGUCUCAGCGUACAUCGCCUCAAAAAUGGAACAUGGUUCCUUUGUCUGAUGAAUCUCGUCUCCCACAACCUUCGGUUCUGUCUAUUAGCGCAGCGUCAAGUGCUCUGACAUCUUCGUCCAGCCAAGAAGCCUCCGCGUCAUUUCAAACUCCAAGUAAACCAGAGCAAUAUGCAACCCCCCGGAAGCCCCCUGUCUUUGAAGAUGUGUCAGUUCAAAGUAAGAGACCAAGUGCUAAGGCUGGCACUCCGGAAAUGUCUGGAGGACAAAGGGAAUCCAGUACUUCCAGGAGUAAGAGGAUAGUUAUGGACAGUCCGCUUUUAUACAAAUACGACACAGAACGAGGGGAUCGGUACCGGGACGAUGUAAGACGACCAUCCUCCGAGUUUGCUACUCUGAAUCAAGUUGAUAGCCGCUCAAGUGAAGAGACUGCCGAGGGUACAGCAUGGGGGGCUAAAAACGAUAAAACACCCAAGAAAAUGACAAAGGCAGCCAUUCUCAAGAAUCUGCCGCCUGGGAUAGACGAGAGCGCUGCGAAGCAAAUCUUUAACGAUAUUGUUGUACAAGGAGACGAAGUUCACUGGAGCGAUAUUGCGGGCCUGGAGGUUGCGAAGAAUUCUUUGCGGGAGACUGUAGUAUAUCCAUUCCUACGCCCCGACCUGUUUAUGGGCCUACGCGAGCCGGCUCGCGGAAUGCUCUUAUUUGGACCGCCGGGAACUGGAAAGACGAUGCUGGCUCGCGCAGUUGCCACCGAAUCCAAAUCCACCUUCUUCUCCAUAUCUGCCAGCAGUCUAACAAGCAAAUAUCUGGGAGAAUCAGAGAAACUAGUGAGAGCGCUCUUCGGUCUCGCUAAAGCGCUUGCUCCUAGUAUCAUAUUCGUCGAUGAAAUCGAUUCACUGCUAUCUCAUCGAUCGGAUGCUGGCGAGCAUGAGGCGACUAGGAGGAUCAAGACCGAAUUCCUUAUCCAGUGGAGUGAGCUCCAGCGAGCCGCAGCCGGCCGAGAGGCGGAUAGCAAAACGAGCACGCGAAAUGAAGCUCAAAGAGUCUUGGUAUUGGCCGCAACGAAUCUACCAUGGGCAAUUGAUGAGGCCGCUCGGCGACGGUUUGUGCGCCGACAGUAUAUUCCUUUACCGGAGCCCAAGACGCGGGAGACACAACUGAGAACAUUACUACGACAACAAAACCACAGCCUGUCAGACGAAGAUGUAGAGCAACUUGUACAAUUAACGACUGGGUUUUCGGGAUCCGACAUUACAGCUCUUGCCAAAGAUGCAGCCAUGGGGCCACUUAGGUCUCUAGGCGAGGCCCUUUUGUAUAUGACAAAGGAGCAAAUACGGCCCAUGGAUCUCUCAGAUUUUGAGCAAAGCUUAAAAUCCAUUCGGCCGAGCGUAGACCAACAAGGCCUACGGGAGUACGAAGAAUGGGCCGAGAAAUUUGGCGAGCGUGGUGGUUAA
Trichoderma harzianum CBS 226.95 is the source of this 2295-nucleotide messenger RNA. RefSeq lists its product as hypothetical. The coding region runs from base 1 to 2295 and encodes 764 amino acids. The transcript is spliced from 3 exons. Gene Ontology annotation, molecular function: ATP hydrolysis activity; ATP binding. The record is from RefSeq and is a predicted model, not a curated record. NCBI's taxonomy places the organism in Eukaryota, Fungi, Ascomycota, Sordariomycetes, Hypocreales, Hypocreaceae.